AGCCCGCAAGACCUCACGUGGACGGUCAUCAUGGCGCCAACAUCCUCGACUCCCACCUCCGUCAUGCCAGCCCCAGACGGCCAAGUCUCCAACUUCAUCGAUCCCCCGACUCUUCUCCCCGCCGCCAUCAUCGCAUCAACCGUCAUCCUAACGACAACUACUCUCUUCGUCGCUGCACGCUUCGCCGCCAAAACCUUCGUCCUGCGGAAGCACUAUCUCGAAGACUACCUCUGCUACGCCGCCUGGGCUGGCGUCGUCACCUACACCGGCCUCUUCCUCUGGAACGAGGACUACGGCUACGGCCGCCACAUGUGGGACGUCACGCCCCCCAUGCUCGUGCAGAUCAUGUACCAUCUGCACAUCAUGUACUGCCUCUACAGCCCCAUCACGCUGGCCGCGAAGCUAUCAGUACUCUUCCAAAUUAAGCGCAUGUUUACGACGUGGGAGAAGAACAUGGUGUACUGGGUCGUCAUGGGCUCGAUCAUCGCGAACUCGGUUUUCUACACAGGAUUAUUCUUCUCGUAUGUGUUCCAGUGCUGGCCGCGCGCGGCGAUUUGGGAUCCGAAUGUAAAGGGGAAGUGUAUUAGUGCGAUUGCGUCGAACUUGGUGAGUGGGGUGUUGAAUGUGGUGUCGGAUGUUGAGGCGCUGUUGCUGCCGGCGUGGGCGAUUUGGCAUUUGAAUAUGCCGGUGACGAGGAAAUUGUUGGUGUUUGCGGUCUUUGGUGUUGGGUCGAUCGCAUGUAUCAUUGGAGUUGUGGGGAUUUACUUCCGCGUUAUCCUGCUGAAGCGGCCGGACUUUACUUGGAUGUGCUCGAAGGCGGCAAUGUUGGUCAUCUCUGAAAUGGCCGUCGUCGUAAUAGUCGGCUGCUGCCCCUCCAUCCCCGCCCUACUCCGAUACUGCCGGGGCGUCGGCCGCCCAUCCACCAAAUCCAGCAAACCCAGCUCCGACCCCGCGAGCACCCCUCGACGAUACUCAAACAGCAAGGCGCUGAACUCACUCGCCAAGUACAUGAGUCCUGGCCCCAUCGGCAUGUCGAAGCUCGACUCCAGCUACUCGGACGAGAAUUUGGAGCUGAGACAGUAUUCAGCGAGUAUUCAAAAGGACAGGAAUGCGAGCGAGGAGGUUGUGGGGAAGGGGAAGAUGGGGAUUGGGAGGUUUCAUAGUACGAGGAGCGAGAUUGUGAGGACGACGAGGAUUGAGCAGAGUGUGGAGAAGAAGGGGAUUAGGCUUGUUGAUGGGUAGGGAGGUGGGGAGGUGGUGGAGCUGUAGGAAGUCAAAGUCAAGCUGGAUAAACGAUGGAUUUUGGGGGAAAUGGCGUAGUGAUAUCUUGGGCAGUAUUCUAGCUUUCCAAGCUCAGCGAAUAAAGUGGA
Messenger RNA from Mytilinidion resinicola, 1370 nucleotides. RefSeq lists its product as uncharacterized. Bases 31 to 1242 code for a protein of 403 amino acids. The record is from RefSeq and is a predicted model, not a curated record. Lineage: Eukaryota; Fungi; Ascomycota; Dothideomycetes; Mytilinidiales; Mytilinidiaceae. The transcript has 3 exons.